AUGGAAACUUCUAGUAAUAUUCCUUAUAUUUUGGAACCAACUUCGGCACGUCCAAAAAGGUAACCUUGAAUAGAUGGGGAGGAAGAUAGUUUAGAGUUAGCUUAGAUUAGCCUUAGCAAACUUGGCUUAGAGAGUCAGAUUUAGAUAUACCUUAAACUUAAGUUCUCAGUUAAGGUUUCAUCAAGCUUUGGGCGGAACUAUCAAAUGUAUGGGUUUUCUUACAAUAAGGUCUUUAAAUUUAGAUUUACAGUACUCUGCCAGCAUAAUCAUUUUUCUGAAAACUACAUCAUUAUCCCAAGUUCUUCAAAAACUUCCUUUGAAUACCCCAACAAGCCAGUCCAAAUUCCACUUUAUUUUUAGAAAACUAUGAACUCUUGUUAUUUUAAUCAACUCUCCCCACGUUUUGAUAUCAUAAAAACCAGUUUUUUGAUGUUUUGUUUUGUUUUCAGAAUGGAAUUGACACCAAGACGUCAUGAAUUGUUGUCAACAUAUUUAUUGGGAAUCGGCACGCUUUUUCUCUACACUGGGUAUUCUGCACAAUGUUUCAUUGGCGAAUCAGUGAUUCAUUCGAUUCACGAGAAAGAGCCGGAUUCAAUCUCGCAGUAUGCUGGAUAUUAUGGGUUAGUUUUUUGGGCGCCGGAAAGGAGAAUCUGAAAAAUUACCAAUUUGUUGAUUUUUUAGAACUCGAAAUAUUUCUUCAAGAGUAUAGUCUGAAAAAUUUGGUCCCAAAUAUAUAUUUCCAAAACUCUCAAUUCAAAUAUAUUAUUUUCAGUGCCGCAAUCCAUCUCUCCGCGUUUGCCAUUUUCACUCUAAUCACACCUUCUCUUCAACAUUUUAUUCAAUCAAAAUGGAUUUUGACAAUUGCUUCAGCUCUUUUCGCCGUCUAUUAUCUUGGUUUUAUUCAUCUCAACAAAUAUUAUUUCUAUUUUUCGCAAGCUUUGAUGGGAGUUGGAUAUGCAUGUGAGUUUUUCAAAAUAUGAUUUAUUUUUUGGAAUUUUUUUUGAAGUUCUAAAUUGCCUUGUACUUUUUUGCAAAGAUUAGACAGAAAUGACAAAAUAAUAUUUUUGAUUGAUGAUUUUAAAUAUUUGAUAACAAAAACAAGGUUAAAUGAAAUUUUCGAGAUUUUUAAUUUCCAGUUUAUAACAAUGGAGAAGGUCAAUAUCUUUCUGAACAUUCAAGCCGUCGAACAAUCGAAUCAAAUACCGGAAUCGAAACAGCUGUCGGACAUUUCAGCAUGUUUUUUGGAGGAAUCGCCUUGAUCAUCUUGUUUUAUGUUUUCCCUCAAGGUGGAGCUGGUGAUUUUAAUCAAACUCAAAUUUUGGCAAUUUAUGCAACUAUGUUUGUUUUGAAUUUAUUUUCAAUUGUGGUUUUUGCAUUUUUACCAACAAAACAAUGUGAUUCAAUUGCUUCAAAUUGUACAACUGUUGUGCCAUCGUUUUGGAAUCAGAUUAGUGAGUUUUUAGACUGAAAUUAGACGAUUUUUGUGCCCAUCAAUUAUGUUAUCAUUUCAAUAAUCUACAGUACCACUAUCAAAACGUGGUUCAACUGAAAGACUAGACUGAAAUCUUAUCAAAUUAACAAAACUGGUUUUUCAAUAUCAAAAAUGUUGCUUUUUUCCAGAACAACUCAUCAAAGCAGUCAAAUCCUACAAUCUCAUUCUUCUAAUGCCAUUUUUUUUCUUCCAAGGAUUUGCUGUAUCAUUUCUUAUGACUGUUUAUCCAACAACUCUUACAUUCACAUUCAAAGGUGAUAUUUAUAUCAUCGCAAUUUAUUCAAUUGCAAUGGGACUUGCUGAAGGAAUCGGUGGAAUAUUCUUGAGACCAUUGGUAAAAAGAGCAGGAGAAUAUGGAUUGUAUUUGACAGCUGGAGCAAAUUUUGUUUCAUAUUCAAUUAUUAUUGUUCUCGGUUUGUUAUCAAUUCCAAAUUUGGCAUGUUUUGGGCCAACUGACGAGAUGCCACUAUUUUUCACACCCAGUCGAAUUCUUGUUUUUGUUAUUGGAUUUUUGAUUGGAUUUUCGGAUUUUUGUAUUACAAUGGCACGAGCUGUCAUUUGUCAAGUUGCUGUUCCAGAUUGUAGAAUGCAGGUGUUUUCGCUCUCCAAACUUUAUCAGGUAAGAAACCGGGAUUCAUUUUUCAAAUAGGAGACUAUAUUUCUAGAUGUUUUAUUGUGAUUCCACAUCCCUUUCAAACCCAAAUAUAUUUCAGAGUGCCUCAUCUGUCGUAGUUCUUCUACUCACUCCUUACAUGACAAUUUAUAUCUGGAAAACAGUUCUCACUGCAUUUUUAAUUAUGGGAAGUUGUGGGUUCUUUAUCGUAAUUCGUCGAACUGCCUCAACUCGUCAAAAAUGCUCACCUUCACAAUCGCAACUCGCUGGGAAAAUUUGA
Molecule: messenger RNA, 2385 nt
Organism: Caenorhabditis angaria
Lineage: Eukaryota; Metazoa; Nematoda; Chromadorea; Rhabditida; Rhabditidae
Source: the annotation of a GenBank genome assembly